AUGGCCUUUCGAGGUCUUCCUGCGAUCUCAAGCCGAGUGCGGUAUUCGAAAUCCAACGGUACAGCUGGAAGACCUUCUAUUACUGCGUCUCUUGACGUUGAAACGGGAGCGUUCUCGAAUGACGACAUAGCCAUUACUCAUGUCAAUAUGCAAUUGUCUGAAGGCUCUGCAGAGGAUAUGGGGAAAGCCCUUGCUCCUCUAUUGCCCCUCGCAUGUAGACCAAAGGACAAUCCGACUUUCUUGUUCCGCCUUACGCCGAGUGAGCCAGCCCCAGAUGCUUCCAAUCAAAGCUCAGCAAAGACGGUGCUCAUCACAGUCCACGCUACAGUGCUCGUUUCUGAGACAUGUCGACCUAGCAUUGAAAUGCGGUGGAAGACGGGGAUAGAUUUCUCAACUGCUUUGAAUCCUCUUUACGGUGCUCCAGGUCAGUCGAUGCAAAGACAAAACAGACCAAGCAGCCUUCAGAGGACGUCUUUCACAGCGGAUGGAAACGGUUUCCUUGCAUCCGCUCGGGAAGGUGGGGCGUCGUCUGAAUCCGGGUCAAAUGAACAGCGGCAGCGCGCGGGCUCUGUUACUGACUUUGGCGUAUCAAUAGCUUUCACAGCCCCAAAAACUGUGCGCGUGGGAGAGCUCUUUUCUUGGGAUGUCCUGGUCCUAAAUCGCUCAAGCAAACCUCGCCAGCUGGUUUUAAUGGUCAUUCCGAGUCGGAGGAAGGGGCUUACUGGGACGCAUUCAUCGAAAUCAUCUUCUUCGUCUGUGAGGGGUCGCAAGGAUGGUAACUUCGCUAAUGCUGUAAUUGAUGAGAAUUUAUUAUAUGCUAUGCAGAGGAAUUCUGAACAUGAGGCAUCGCAGCUGAUAAGUAUGAGCACUGAUGUUAGGGUUGGACCACUUAGUCCUGACUCUUGUCUUCAUACGGAGCUCAAGUUUCUCCCACUAGCCCUUGGCCAUCUUCAAAUUGAAGCCGUCCGAGUCGUUGAUGUGAUAUCGAACGACUUUAUAGACGUUCGAGACCUGCCUGAUGUCGUGGCGGAAGCGCAGGCUGACGAUGCUCAAUGA
Molecule: messenger RNA, 1056 nt
Organism: Letharia columbiana
Lineage: Eukaryota; Fungi; Ascomycota; Lecanoromycetes; Lecanorales; Parmeliaceae
Exons: 2
Coding region: 1-1056 (351 amino acids)
Biological process (GO): intra-Golgi vesicle-mediated transport
Cellular component (GO): TRAPPII protein complex; trans-Golgi network
Source: RefSeq, a predicted model, not a curated record